Harpia harpyja (harpy eagle) is the source of this 1346-nucleotide messenger RNA. It is a transcript of the gene ACBD6, whose product is annotated as acyl-CoA binding domain containing 6. The transcript is spliced from 8 exons. The record is from RefSeq and is a predicted model, not a curated record. Lineage: Eukaryota; Metazoa; Chordata; Aves; Accipitriformes; Accipitridae. Gene Ontology annotation, molecular function: fatty-acyl-CoA binding; protein binding. Bases 40 to 873 code for a protein of 277 amino acids.
CCGGCGCGGAGGUCGGACCUGGGCGGGCGGCGGGCCGCCAUGGCGUCGCCCCCGCUGGCGGCGGCGGCGGCGGCAGCGGCUGUGGGGAGCGGAGGCGAGGCGAGCUCGGGAUCCGAGGAGACGGGGACGGCGCCGCCGGGCCGCGACCUGGCCGCGCUCUUCGAGCAGGCGGCCGAGCGGCUGCCGGCGCUGCUGCCCACCGCCAGCAAGGAGCAGCUGCUCUACCUGUACGCCCGCUACAAGCAGGUGAAAUUUGGAACCUGUAACACUCCCAAGCCAAGCUUCUUUGAUUUUGAGGGAAAGCAAAAAUGGGAGGCUUGGAAAGCCCUGGGAGAUACCAGCCCUCAUCAAGCUAUGCAGGAGUAUGUUGCUACAGUGAAAAAACUGGACCCCAGUUGGAAUCCACAGAUGACAGAGAAGAGGGGAAAGGAAAGCAAAACUGCAUUUGGAGGCCCAGUUGUGAGCUCAUUAUAUCAAGAAGAAACAAUCAGGGAAGAGGACAAGAACAUUUUUGAUUACUGCAGAGAAAACAACAUUGACUAUGUAACCAAAGCCAUUCAAUCAGAAAAAGUGGAUGUGAAUGUCACAGAUGAGGAGGGCCGGGCUCUGCUCCAUUGGGCGUGCGACAGAGGACACAAGGAACUGGUUUCAGUACUGUUACAGCAUGCUGCUGAUGUUAACAGCCAGGAUGGGGAAGGCCAGACUGCACUCCAUUACGCUGCUGCCUGCGAGUUUUUGGACAUUGUGGAGCUGCUGCUGAAGUCGGGAGCCGACCCCACGCUCCGGGACCAGGAGGGUUGCUUGCCGGAGGAGGUGACAGACUGUAAAGCCAUCACUUCGGCUCUACAGCAGCACACCACUGGCAAGACCUAACCCUGCAGCAAUGCGUGGUGGGGAGGACAGAGACACUCCGCAAUAACACCCCUUCUCUUCCCCUGCUGCCCUCCGAAAUGCCUUGGAGGUUCAAAGGGGAGCUUUUAGAGCACAGGGUCUGGGUGGGCUCUCCAGCACAAGGGCUGGCUGGCCGAGCGCAUAUCCUGGGCAGGAUGGGAUCAGGGUUUUGCAUGCUCUGACAUUUAUCAGUAUUUAGGGGGGAGGGAGCAAGGGAGGGGAGAGAGGGCCUGGAGAAGGCCCCAAGUAUUGUUUUAAUGUAUUAAACACAAGUACUUCAUUGGAUGUCUCACCAGAGCAGUCUGUGCUGACUGGUCGGCUCCUCCAUGGGGAGGGGAGGGCUGCUGGGCCAGGUGAGAUGCUCAUCUUUCCCGUUCGGGUUGAGUUUUCGUUUAUUUUUUUUUCCCCUGGGUCCAAACAAAAUAUUAUAAAUAAAAGCAAAGCACAGUGUUGGG